AGUCCGUAGUUGCCUCGUCCAUCUUACGGUGAGUCUCUAAACGCGGAGGAAAAUGCCGGAUCCAGCCAAGUCUGCUCCUGCUCCAAAGAAGGGCUCGAAGAAAGCUGUCACGAAAGUCCAGAAGAAAGAUGGCAAGAAGCGCAAGCGCAGCCGUAAGGAAAGCUACUCUGUCUACGUGUACAAGGUGCUGAAGCAAGUGCACCCGGACACCGGCAUCUCAUCUAAGGCCAUGGGUAUCAUGAAUUCCUUCGUGAACGACAUCUUCGAGCGCAUCGCAGGUGAGGCCUCCCGUCUGGCGCAUUACAACAAGCGCUCGACCAUCACUUCCCGGGAGAUACAGACGGCCGUGCGUCUGCUGCUUCCCGGGGAGUUGGCUAAACAUGCUGUGUCGGAGGGCACCAAGGCUGUGACCAAGUACACCAGCUCCAAGUGAGGUGCAGCAAAGACGUGAUUGAUCGGCUUUACCCAAAAGGCUCUUUUCAGAGCCACUUUAGUUCUCGAAGAAAGGGCUGUAAUCACUAAGGGCCUGUAUGGUCUAGCAGGUAAGGUCUGGUCGUGAGUCUAACCCUGCAACACUGCAAUAUCGAGUGUUUCCAAGUGUAAGGUGAGGUGGAGGUUGUCUCAUCACGUAUCAGAUUGAGGUGAGAUGUAAAUUUAUGGCCGGGGAACUAUCUUCCCAUUAGACUGUUCAAGCCUACUCCAAGUUAAUCCCGGCAUCUCCUGUGAUUGAUUCCAAGCAGGGGCUAGUGUCUCACUGCCCUAGGCACCCAGGAUUGUACUCUACCUAGAUCAUAUGGGCCAACUAUUGUCAUCAGACAGAAGUAUCCCAAGUGAUACUCAAUAGGGUCAUCUUCAGAAACUCCCGCUCGCUGCCCAGCUUCAACCGCUUUGAGUGUUCAUAACACAGACUCUUUUUUUUAAACACUGAGUACUAAAGAUGGUAUACACAGCGGGAAUAAGACUUAUCUUGCACCUUUCACCAAGGGCUGAGGGCUCUUAACUUUUCUGAUUCUCUUCCAGUAAGAAAAUAGUGGAGCUGUUUCUAGGUUGGUUAGGGUUAGAUGAGAUAAUGGUACCAGCUGUAACAAGCAGUUGCCAGGGCAUAGUGGGGUAGGAAGCAGUGCAGCCACCACUGUGCCUCCUGCACACUUCCAACAAGUGUGCGUACAGAUUUAAUUCUCUUAAGUGUCUUGCGUUUACCUCCUUACUGCAUAAGGCAUGUUUCUGGAGAGACCUUGAGAUCUGUGGGUUGUCAUUAUGUAGAAACUAAGUAUCUUCUGAUCCCCUAAGGAGAUAGUGGGCUUUAAUACUUGAUGACUGGUGUUUUUAAUCCCAGCACUCUAGGAAGCAGAUUCUUGAUAUUUGCCACACUUGGUAAUAGUUUACAGCCAAAGAUAGCCCAGCACUCUGGGGAGGCAGGCAAUUGGACUUCUGAGUUCAAGAUAAGCCUGAUCCACAGAGAUAGUUCCAGGAUAACCAGGGCUAUGUCCUAACCAAGACAACACAAGAAAUCUUGUCUCAAACAAUUCUCAUCAAAAAGUACUAGUAAACUCUCCUCAGCUUCUAAUUGACAUUUCUGAAUUUUGAUGAUUUAACACAAAAGGGAACCAAGCAAAAAGAAACUACCUAUAAUUUAUCUCUGCUAUUUGUGAUACUGUAUUUUAUCUGAUUUGGCCUGUUCAGGACUCCUGGAGAAUAAUAAACAGGAAAGGGUGCGGUGAAUAACGGGCUAAUACAUAGGCGCCUUGGGGUUACAUCAUCCAGGGGCACCUCUUCUCCUAAGGUGUCUACUCUAUGAGACAAAUCCAAAGGGUUUGCCUGUCAAUUCCUUUGUUGGGGACUCCCCCUCCCCCCAAGUCAUUUUAAGAAUCUAAACAGCGACUUAUAUUUUCAUAUUGAUUUCCAGACAUUAGGUGGUAGAAAUCGUUCUAAAUGACCAUUCCUUACCCCCAUACUUCCGAUGAAAAAUAAAAAGAUGUUGAUAGAAUUUUAGGACUGGCAAGAUGCCCCAGUAUGUAAAGGUAUCUUUGCCCAAUGACCUGAGUUUGGUCCUGGGGACAAACACAAACACAAUAAGUAAAUAUGAUUUUUUUUUUUUUUUUUUUUUUUAGGAUUAGGAGAGUUCACAGUAAAAUUUGAAUCCUAAUUAUUUGCUUACAGGAAAAAGCACCCACCCCCUGUCUGGCCAAGUCUAUCUUAUUUGUAAUGGUCGGAUGUGUAUUUAAAGAAAAGGAGCAUUACUGAGGGUUCUGGUUCAGUUCUGAGAAGAGCCAGGUUGGGUAGAUUAUAAACACAAAGCAAAACAAAGAAACUUCCUAGCAGGGAGAAAUGGUAUUUGGCUGAGUCUGGUGGCACAAGCCUUUAGUCCAAGCACUUGGGGGACAAAGGUAAGUGGAUCUCCAUGAGUUUAAGGCCAGCCUGGUCUACAUUUGGAGCUCUAAGUCAGACAAGGCUAUAUAGUGACACUCUACCUCAAAACAACCCAGAAGUUGUAUUUGGGAUUCUAAGCGUUGACUGAGUCCACAGGGCUAAGGACCCCCAUACGAGUUGCAGUUAUCAAGAAAGCUACAUCACAGACCAUCCCUGACACUACAGAGAGAUACUGUACAUAUGAGAGGAUAACUCCUAAGGCCUCUGUGUGGGCCAGGGUACCGUGCAUACACUACUGCGACAAACCAGCCGUCCUGUGACUUUCUCGGAGGUUUCAUUUGCUGUGCUUCUUAAUAAUGCACUUCCUCAUCUUAAAAUCGGGAAUACUAGCAAUGGUCACACAAUCUUCAGGAAGUGACCACGUUGUUAUAAGGAUUUUGGAAAGCAUACCUCACAAGACUAAUAACUCAUACCUACACUAUAUUGUGUUCAAAAUGAAAAGUUUACAUUAAACAUUGGUCAAAACUGACCACCACUUUUUAAAGGGCCCACUCACUGAUUACAAAAUAACAAACACAUACUCUACAAUUUUUUUUAUUUACCAAAAAGUACACAGGUUAAAGUUGAUUUCAGAACAAGACCUGCUUGUUCUUCAGGAAUAAGGGGAGCAGGGGUGGUGUUCGAGGAGUCUGGUUGGUUCAUAGGUUUGGAAUGAACUUAAAGGCCGGUGUGGCGCACACCUUUAGUCACUGAACGGGGAGGAGGCACAGGCUGGCAAAAAAAAAAAAAAAAAAAAAAAAAAAGGAUUUAAGAGAAAGUUAGAAUGGGUUAAACUUUUUUUUUUCUUUUCUUUUUUUCGGAGCUGGGGAUCGAACCCAGGGCCUUGCGCUUGCUAGGCAAGCGCUCUACCUCUGAGCUAAAUCCCCAACCCUAGAAUGGGUUAAACUUUUAACGAAAAAAGAACAAUAAAAAACAAAGGGAAGUAGAAAGGGCAAAUCUGAGAAUCAGCAGGAUAGCAGACUUCCCCAGUCUACCAAGACUGAAUUAACCAAUAAAAACAAAGACUUCUCUGACAAAUCCCCUGUGAGUUCAACACUGAAGGAGAUGAAGUGCAUAGCCAAUGAGGUUAGAUGCAGAAGAUACUUGUAAAUGCUGUGAGCUUGGGGCUUGGGCUUUUGUUUUGAAUUCUGUGCACGAGUGUCUUGUCUGUAUCUGCAUGAAUACCUGGUACCACGGAGUUUAGAAAAGGAUGUCAGACACUCUGGGAGUGGAGUUACAGAUGGUUGCGAUCCAUCAUGUGAUUGCUGGGAACUGAACUCGGGUCCUCUCUAAGAGCAGCAACUGUUCUUAAUCAAUGAGCCCUUUGCCUGGUUCAUUGUUGGUUUGGUUUUGACUCUGUGCCUUCCUGGUGGGCAAGACGAAGAAGGGCAAACUAUUUUAUUGGCUAUGAGCUUUGGAGCAACUGUGUACUAACCAGUCCUAUUAUACUCUCAUGUCUCCUGCUACCCAGGCUGGCCUGAGACUCCUUAAGUAUUGAGGAUGACCUUGAAUUGCCGAUCCUCGUACCUCCGCCUCCCUAAUGCUGGUGUGGCUCUAUGCUUGGUUUUCUGCCGUUCAGAGGAUUAAGCAGAGCUGAGGACUAACACUGAGCAAGCACUGGGCCGGUGGAACUACUCCCCAAACCCCAAGCCUUAUGGAGUCCCAAGUUGUCUACAUUCGUACUAGUGUUGGGGCCAAUGGGGAAGGAGAAAGAGACUAGACUUCUCAUUGCCAACCUUAAUAUACAAUUUUCUGGGAGUUAGUUUAUGAGACAUGACCUCUAAAGAUUCUGCCAGUGCCACUUCACACAAAUGGGAGAUGUAGGAAUGGUCCUAACAAGUCUCUUUAGAAGGAACGUUCUAGCACUACUGUAAAAUAUGAACAAUGACGUAAGUAAGCAGAGCUACCUUAGCAUGGGUAGGAAAGUCGGCAUCAUGUCUGUCCGUCCUCCCUUGACUGCCCCUCCCCCAAACACAGAUCUGUAGGUUUACUGAAGUCCUUCUCCAUAUUAAAUAUUAAAUAAUCAAAA
This is a messenger RNA of Rattus norvegicus (Norway rat), 4438 nucleotides long. RefSeq names its product H2B clustered histone 18 (gene H2bc18). Gene Ontology annotation, molecular function: protein heterodimerization activity; structural constituent of chromatin; DNA binding. Lineage: Eukaryota; Metazoa; Chordata; Mammalia; Rodentia; Muridae. The record is from RefSeq and is marked validated. Gene Ontology annotation, cellular component: nucleosome; nucleus; chromosome.